Messenger RNA from Rhodamnia argentea, 1521 nucleotides. RefSeq names its product DNA polymerase delta small subunit. Gene Ontology annotation, biological process: DNA strand elongation involved in DNA replication; DNA replication. Gene Ontology annotation, molecular function: DNA binding. Gene Ontology annotation, cellular component: delta DNA polymerase complex. The transcript has 14 exons. NCBI's taxonomy places the organism in Eukaryota, Viridiplantae, Streptophyta, Magnoliopsida, Myrtales, Myrtaceae. The coding region runs from base 86 to 1399 and encodes 437 amino acids. The record is from RefSeq and is a predicted model, not a curated record.
UCAGCAAUUGAAAAGGAGGGAACCGUGCAGAUUAUUCUGGUUCAGCUCCACUUUGCUGCUUCAAGUUUUUCCCGCCACGGCCGCCAUGGAAAUCGAUCCGGCGAGCACCCUUCAGCGGAAGCAGUCCGCCUACCACUCCCUGGAUGAAACGUUCGAGAUACAGAAGGAGGUGUACAGGGGUCAACAGUACAGUCAGAUUUACUUCGCUCGUCUCCACAUGUUGCGUACUCUCCUCUACUCUCUCGUUCCCAGUUGGAAACCCCAUGUCCCCGUUUGCACUGUACUGGGGUUAGAAGGUGGCAAGGAAUGCAUUAUUGUUGGUACUUUAUACAAGCACAUGAAGCUUAAACCUACUAUACUUGAUGAAUACUCCAAAGAGAGGUCUGCUGCUCCACUUGUGAAGCGCCACAACUUCAUGCACCCUGAUGAUCAUCUUGUGUUAGAAGAUGAGAGUGGCAGAGUAAAGCUUGGUGGGAGUUUGCUUUCACCUACUUCAUAUGUGACAGGUGUUGUUGUUGCUUUGCAUGGGAAGGAAACUGAUGCUGGUGACUUCCUAGUCCAAGAUGUCCUUGAAGCAGGCCUACCAUCUCAGUUGGAGUUUCCUCUUAAGUCGAGAGAAGACAAAUAUGUCGUUCUUGUGUCUGGGCUUAGCAUCGGGAGCAGCACUUGUAACCCCCUCCAGUUUCAGCUUCUUGUUGAUCAUAUAACUGGGCAUCUUGGGGAUGAACAGGAGCAAGGUAUUGCAGCGGAAAUUGUUCAUGUUGUAAUUGCUGGAAAUUCAGUUGAAAUCCCACAUGGAAUUCUUAACAGACAGAAUUUGGCUUCUAAGGACCUAUCAAGAUUGUCUGAACCAAUUAAAGAGCUUGACAUAUUGCUAACGCAGAUAGCUGCAGGGUUGCCUUUGGAUAUCAUGCCAGGGCCAAAUGACCCUGCAAACUUUGCCUUGCCUCAGCAGCCUCUCAACAGAUGCCUUUUCCCCGGUUCAUCAGCAUACAACACUUUUAGAUCUUGUACAAAUCCUCAUUGUUUUGAGCUUGACAAUAUAAGGUUUCUUGGAACAUCAGGUCAAAACAUCGAGGAUCUAGAGAAGUACUCUGAAGCAAAAAAUAAGCUUGAAUUUGUGGAAAGAACAUUGAGAUGGAGACAUCUUGCACCAACAACACCUAAUACUCUGGGCUGCUAUCCUUUCACCGAUAGGGAUCCUUUCCUAAUUGAGAGUUGCCCUCAUGUUUAUUUUGUUGGGAAUCAGGAUGAAUAUGAGACACAGUUGGUAGAAGGAUCAGAAGGGCAGUUGGUGAGACUCAUUUGCAUUCCUAAAUUUUGUGAGACAGGAACUGCAGUUGUGCUAAACUUGAGAAACCUCGAGUGCCACACACUCACUUUUGGGACUUCAGUCUAGUUUCGGAAGAUGUUUCGUUAAACUGCGAUGGAGGAUCGAUAUGACAAACAGCUUCUACCUGCUUUGCUGCGCCUAUUCCGCCACAGAGAAGUGAGACUUUCCAGAUGGUCCUUCAUUUUGUU